Messenger RNA from Actinia tenebrosa (Australian red waratah sea anemone), 2743 nucleotides. RefSeq lists its product as uncharacterized. Gene Ontology annotation, biological process: superoxide metabolic process. Lineage: Eukaryota; Metazoa; Cnidaria; Anthozoa; Actiniaria; Actiniidae. The record is from RefSeq and is a predicted model, not a curated record. Gene Ontology annotation, molecular function: metal ion binding.
UAUUGUGUUACUCUCCUCCAAAUAAGAAUACAAUUCGUCCUUAAAUUACUUUUAAAACUGCUGCAAAGUUAUGAAYUUCGCCGCUGCUGGACUCCUAAGUCUCACUGGUGUGUUGGUAUGCCUGCUUCCAGGCUCAGCYAGAGAACUCAAGGCAACUGUCAGCAUGUCUAAGAUCAAAGGAACUGUUACCUUUACACAGACAUCUGACCCCUUAGCCGAAACAACAAUGAAACUAGACCUGGACGGUUUGACGGAACUACUUAACUUACGUGUCCAUGAAAUACCGAUGAUCUAUCAAGGAGGUGCAAGCUCAAGUUGUAAUUUAAAUGCUGUUGGACAAAUAUUUGAUCCUACUAGUUGGAACACAACGUCUGCCUGUACAAAUAUGAACCAACAAAACUGCGCUGUUGGAGACUUGACCGGAAAAUCUGUAGCAUUUGAAGCAGCAAACUCAAAAUCGUCCUUCAAAUACCAAAAUCUUCCUCUAAGUGGUAAAAACAGCAUCUAUGGUCGAACACUGCUCUUUACAACCACAUCCCAUGUUCCUAAAGCGUGUGCGAUUAUCACUAGCACCGAGCAAGCUUUUUAUGCUGUAGCUUAUUUCAAAGGUCCUGUCGCUGGAACGGUGCAUUUCAAAGAGGAAGGUUCAAUGAUCAAUACCUUGGUCACUGUCAAUUUAUUUUAUGUUAGUGACGCCACGAUCUCGCAGAAAUAUUUCUUGAAACUCCACGUUAAUCGUGUAGGCRAGAGAAUGACUUCUGACCAAUGUGCAAACGCGGGAGCAGUUUUAAACCCGGACUUACAGACUGAAUUAGGUGUAUUCAACGUUAAAGAAGCUACAUCUGGACGCUCAAGUACCCAAAUAGCCGUGAAUGUCGCCAAUCUAGCUGUUAAUGGUGCUAAUACAGUAAUCGGUCACUCCCUACUGUUGUAUUCUGUCGACAACCCAAGCAAACCAAUAGCCUGUACAAAUAUUUUAAAGUUAUUGCCAAAGAAAGCCAAAGCUGUUUUUACGCGUGAAGAUACAGAUGGUGUAACUGGCACGUUUGAGUUCUCGCAGACUUCUCCUUUCGAUCCCACGAAUGUUAAGAUUAAUAUCAACAAGCUAGGUAACAAAGCAGAAGGCUACCACGUCCAUGAAUAUCCGAACCCCAGUUACAAGGGCAUUACUGAUAAUGCACAAGCGUGUAGUAGUGCAAAUGCUGGAGAUCAUCUCAAUCCUUAUGGGGUCGUUGCAAGUUCUAGCCCYGCUUCAGGUACGUUUGAUGAGUACGAAAUCGGUGAUCUAUCUGCAAAAUACGGCACAUUCUUGAACAAAAAUGAUCAUGAUGGCAGCUACACUGAUUAUAAUCUGCCCUUGUUCGGUAAUAACAGCAUAGUGGGUCGCUCAAUUGUCAUUCACAAGCUUAAGAAAGACGGUAAUAAGAGGUGGGUAUGCAGGAAUAUCGAUCUGGACUUGGAUGAUGUUGUAAAGAUGGAAACACGGAGCCACUUUACUGGGCCUGACAUUCUAGGAGAUAUAGUUAUGACGCACUACAGGAGUAUCGAUAACAAUGCUGCCCCGUUCGAUACCACUUUCUACCUCGACUUAAAACAUGUCAAUGGAAAACAGUCUUAUGACCAUAAUUGGCACGUGCAUGAUAAUGCAGUGGGUGAUGACAUGAACAAAGCCAUGAAUGACGGCAGAUGUGAAAGCCUUGGACCUCAUUACAAUCCAUUUAGUGUUUUCGUAGAGGGGAACUACAAGACAACCUGUACGUCGAACAAUCCUCUUCGUUGUGAACUCGGAGACACGUCGGCUAAGACUGCGACUUACAAUCUUGGUUCUGGCCCGCGUUUCUAUACAGAUGUGGACACGCCUUUGUUUGGUGAACAUUCAGUUGCUGGUCGUGGUUUCGUGGUUCAYUCAGCAYMCAAAGGUGCGCCACGUCAGGGAUGUGCUGAUAUCAAUCCAAAUACUACCCUAUUCAAGGAGAAGACUUUGAACAUUCUCAAACCCGCAGACCCUUUUUCACGAGCCGACUUCAUCACCAAAAUGGCGUCAGUCCUUAAGGCGGAUAAGUGGAGAAUAUUCUACGUCAAGUAUACCGCUGACCUCAAAGURUCUAGCUCAUCAAAGUGUUCGCGAAUUUCGUUUGGCAUCUUUGGUGAUGAUCAAGCAAACACUGCAUUURAUACGACUGUUAGGAACAAUCCAGAGAAACUAAAACCCUACAUGCCUGAUAGUCGAUGCAAUCAUUCUCAAGGACUACAUGUUCAUUUAUUGCUUUUGACCACCGCUGUCUUAGUUUGUAUUGCUGCAGUUUUUUAAAUAGGUAAAUCUAUAUUAAUCUAUAAAUUGAAGCAGUUUCUUAAAUAGGUAAAUCUAGAAAAUUAAUGUAACUCACAACAUAUAUAUACUUCACCAACCUACCCGCACUAACUCACAUGGUAACACACACACACACUGCACCAUCUUGAGUAAAAUCACGCGUAAGGUCACGUGUCGAUCACGCGACAGACCACGUGAUCAGUCACGUGAUCAGUCAUCACACGUAUUAACAUCUCGUGGUGGGUUGCAUUUCAAGAUGUAUUGUAAUAGUUAUCUUAAUAAUUCAUCUAGGAUUUGAUGGUUUGUGUAGUUAGUAGUUAGAGCGCUCACUAUGUUAUUCCCUUGAUUUAGUUGGUCCCCUUUGUGGGAUUCAGCAUAUUUAUCCUUCGUCCAUUUUCCACUUCCCUUUCAUUCCUUUCUUUCCCCCCAAUC